Molecule: messenger RNA, 1704 nt
Organism: Lineus longissimus
Lineage: Eukaryota; Metazoa; Nemertea; Pilidiophora; Heteronemertea; Lineidae
Exons: 1
Coding region: 315-1277 (320 amino acids)
Source: RefSeq, a predicted model, not a curated record
AAUAGAUAUUUCACAACUUCUUUAAACACUAAUGGCAUGAUUAGAGAUUUUUUAUCAACAUCGUUUGAAUUGGUGCAGUAUAUUGCAGAGUACAAAGAUAUGAGCAUUGUUACAGAAAGCAAGAACAUUUCCACCACGCCAUCUUGCGAUGCAUGUACGUACUGCAUACGGUGCCAGCAUACAUACUUCGUUGAUACUACAUAAUUGUCAAGGGGAAAUAUUACUAUAAUAUUAGAAGUGAUAACAAGAUGACAAGCCGUCCGUGAGACUGCAUGGACACUGAUAGUGAGGAACCACAAAUCGAGUGAAGAACGAUGCCUGCACCAGCACAAACAAAAAGGUCAGCAGAUCCAGAUUCAAACUCAAAGUCUCAUCCAGAUGAUCCCACGCCAAGAAACUUUGCCUUGAAUGCUGACGAUUGUCAGUUCACAAACAGAACAUCUUCUGUGUUUGGUUCACUCGCAUCACUUGAGGACAAACAUGUUCAGCAUGUUAGGCACAGUGACUUCAAUGAGGAGCGUUCUCUAUGGAAGAGUGACCCAGACAUGGAGGAUAAAGUGUCUGAUUCACAGUCUAACAGACGCUCGUUAGAUCAACCCUUUGGUAGAUCUUCUCCGCCUUUCUCUGGGCAGGAAAAGGCAAGAGACAGGGGACGUGGGUUCAAACGUCCCCACCCAGCGUCCUGCGGACGUGGGGGCAGAGGGAGAAGUAAUGUGCCAGGAUUCCGUACCGAACCCGGUAAAUGGUGCAGAUACGAUCUAACUUCUGUAAGCUCGAACGAUAUGUCUGAUAAAACCAAUUCAAAGACGGCGCUUGAUUUUCUAAAUGAACUAAAGGAUCGGAAAGAAAGUGAAUCGAUGGACGUUGAGGAGUUUGACAUGUCUGAGAACUUGCAUCAUAUUGUGUUCAAACGUCCUGACAAAAAGGAUGCUCCUGCUGCAGCAGGGAGCUCAGCUUCUGGGGAUGCUGAUUCUACGUUUGGGUCCUCCCAGGUGGUGCCAGUGCCACCUAGUCAGGGCAAGAUACUAAUGCCAGAAUACGUCAUCGGUGAAAAGGUUAAGAAACCAAAACCCAAGCCAAGCUGGGCGAGUUCGAAAGCGGCAACGGCUUCAGCUGAAACAGUCCAGCUCGAUCACAUAAAAGAUGUGGAGGCUGAUACAAAAGAACUGCCAAAAGCUGACACCUUGGAGAUGGCAGAUGGCAUUGUGUUUAAGAGUGCCAAGGGAAAGGGGAAACAUCAUGUCCGGAAACGGCAUACGGAGGAGGAAGACAAUUAGCACAAUCUGAGGACACUUUUCAUCAUUAUAUGUCGGAGCCAAUUUGAUCAGGAACUUGCUUGUCCAUCUCCUUCUACUGAACAGUCCAGUAUUCGGUCACUUCUCAUCAAGAGAUGAAAGGUCUUGAAUAUUAGAGAACAGCACUUUCGAGGCGAAGACAAUGUCACAUCAUGCUUGGGAUCGGAUGUCCUCUUCACAUAAACCUCUGCUACAAACUCGCUCCAGUGCUGAAAUUUAAAAAAUUCAAACAAGGAACAAAAUCAGCACCUCUACUGUCAAGAUUGCAUCUGCUAAUGUAAAAAUCACUGAUACUUUAAGUCAUGUUGUCUCCCUUAUUUCAGUGUUAUUACAAAAGGUCUAAUGUAACCGUGAACCUGCUGUUACUACAAUUUCUACUGAAGAAUUCUUUUUAAUAAAGGUGAACUGG